Molecule: messenger RNA, 8626 nt
Organism: Anthonomus grandis grandis
Lineage: Eukaryota; Metazoa; Arthropoda; Insecta; Coleoptera; Curculionidae
Exons: 4
Coding region: 306-866 (186 amino acids)
Biological process (GO): regulation of cell cycle
Cellular component (GO): nucleus
Molecular function (GO): cyclin-dependent protein serine/threonine kinase inhibitor activity
Source: RefSeq, a predicted model, not a curated record
CAGGGCGAUUUGUACGCGAGCGUCGUUUCUACGUCGAAUUUCCCUGAAAUUUUCCCGUUUUUUUCACGCGUUUUCAGUGUUUUACGGCCGUUUCGUUUGAUACGGCGGGUUCCGAGCGUAAUUCCCGGUACGGUGCGAGCGUUGCCACAGUGGAAAACCGCGCGAUUUUUUAACCACGACGGUGGAUGAUAAAAGUGUUGGAAACUUGAGUAAACUUGGCGCGUGGCUUUGUUGUUUAGUUGGUUGCCUAGUUUUAUUAUUUAUUUUUUAAAUUUGUUGGAGAGGUUUUUUUUUGAAGAGAAAAAAUGAGUCCCAGUUUAUAUGGUUCGACGAGGUUGAUAUUACCGUCUACGAAUCAGGAUUUAAGGAUGUUUAAUAAUAGCAAGGUGAAAAAAGUGAAACGAAUGCUUUUCGGUCCGGUGGACCCGAUCGCCACCCAAAAAUUCCUCGAGCAAGAAAUGAAGAAAAUCAUCACGGCCAAAUCGGAAAAAUGGAACAUUAACCUCGAGACCGGGUCGACGUUGACCGCGGACGGUUUGUACACCUGGAGGCCGGCCACGCCCCAAAAGGAACGAGUACCGCUCAGAAGGAUAGACGACUCAGAGACGGACAUUUCCGAUCAGUACUGUCCAAUGGAGACGGAUAACGUGAGGAGACAGCAGCCGUCGGAUAAAUGCGAAAACAACAACGUCCACCAUCAUCAUCAUCAUCAUCAUCAUAAAAUCCAAAGCAGGAUAACAGAUUACAUGAAAGUAUCAAAAAGACCGCUAUCCCCGUGCGACGUUUCGAAGAAACAACCGUCCUCGGGGUACCGCAACAACGACAUACCGGCUUCAAAAAUACCGAGACUCGAUAUGGCGAGUUAAGUUAACGUCUGAAUCACACUCAUCAUUCUACGAGGGACGUUCACGAAGUGAAUCGCUUUGAAAAAGUCGAUUCGUUCGUUGACGACGUUUUUUUUUGUGGAUAAUUUACCUUCUUCCCCUGGAUACAAAAUAUCGAUGAUCUCUAAAGUAAUUUUAUUAUUAUUAUUAUUUUUUUUUUAAGUAGAGUAAAAUAUUAAGUUUUUGUUCAGAUGAUUAUAUUAUUUUUUUUUUUUUGGUUCUGAGAACAACAGUUAAAUUUUUUAACGAAUAAAUUAAUCUCCAUUUUACCAAAGUAUUUAUUUAUUUAAUAAAAAAAAAAAGAAAAAUGUUUUAAACCUUAAAAAAAAAUAUUUUUUUUGUAAAUUUAACUGUUGCUCGGGCGUUAGGUUACUACUGUACGAUAACUUUUGUUGGUCUAUCAGACCAUUAUUAUAUUUAUUUUUUUUUGUGUGAUCUCUUCAAAAUCCUGCAUUUCUACCCCUUCCAUUAGGUUACCUUUUUGUACAGGGUGGUUCUUCUGCAACUCCAUGGACAUUUUUUGAUUCUACGUAAAAUUUCAUGAAAUUUAAAGGGUCACAUGAUAUAGUUUGCAAAAAUUUAAGCGAGUCAAAAUUUUAAUUUUUUUUUGAAAAUAUUGGCGUUAAUUAGAGGAGCGUUUUCUGAAUAAAAUGAGCCCAAACACUAUAUAUUUAUCUCCUUCCAUUAGCGAGAUAUUUCAAUUUGAAUAUAUUAAUAUACAGGGUGUGUCAAGAAAUAUAAAUAUAAAAAGUUGAAUAUCUCGAGAACGCUUAAAGAUAAAUGAAUGAUGUUUGGUGUUUUUGAAAUUGGAAACAUUUUCUACAUUUAUUAGAUAUAUCUUGAUUUAAAUUUUUUCGGAAAAAAAAAUUGAAUAUUUUUUAAAAGCAUACCGUUAAAUAGACAAUAAUUUUCUGAAUAAAAUGAGCUCAAACAUUAUAUAGUUAUCUCCUUUCAUUAGCGAGAUAUUUUAAUUUGAAUAUAUUAAUAUACAGGGUGUGUCAAGUAUUAUACAUGUAAAAAAUUGAAUAUCUCGAGAACGGUUAAAGAUAAAUGAAUGAUGUUUGGUAUUUUUGUAAUCGGGAAAAUAUUCUACAUUGAUUGGUACUAGAUACAGUCAAGAUGUUUUUGGAAAAAAUUUUGAAAAUGUUUUAAAAGCAUACUAUUAAAUAGGCAAUAAUUUUCUAAAUAAAACGAACCCAAACACCAUAUAGUUAUUUGCAUCCAUUAGCGAGAUAUUUCAAUCUGAAUAUAUUAAUAUACAGGGUGCGCCAAGAAUUGUAAAUAUAAAAAGUUGAAUAUCUCGAGAACGGGUAAAGAUAAAUAUAUUAAGUUUUGGUAUUUUUGAAAUUUGAAACAUUUUCUACAUUCAUUAGUAUUAGCUCGAUUAAAUUUUUUUCGGAAAAAAAAUUUGAAUAUUUUUAAGCAUACCGUUAAAAAGACAAUAAUUUUCUGAAUAAAAUGAGCUCAAACACUAUAUAGUUAUCUCCUUCCAUUAGCGAGAUAUUUCAAUUUAAAUAUAUUAAUAUACAGGUUGUGUCAAGAAAUAUAAAUAUAAAAAGGUGAAUAUCUCGAGAACGCUUAGAGAUAAAUGAAUGAUGUUUGGUAUUUUUGUAAUCGGAAAAAUAUUCUACAUCGAUUGGUACUAAAUACAGUCAAGAUUUUUUCGGAAAAAAAUUGAAAAUGUUUUAAGAGCAUACCAUUAAAUAGACAAUAAUUUUCUGAAUAAAACAAGCCCAAACACCAUAUACUUAUCUCCUUCCAUUAGCGAGAUAUUUCAAUUUGAAUAUAUUAAUAUACAGGGUGCGUCAAGAAUUGUAAAUAUAAAAAGUUGAAUAUCUCGAGAACGGUUAAAGAUAAAUAUAUAAUGUUUGGUAUUUUUGAAAUUGGAAAAAUUUUCUACAUUUAUUAGUAUUAGCUUGAUUAAAAUUUUUUAGGAAAAAAAAUUGAAUAUUUUUUAAAAGCAUACCGUUAAAAAGACAAUAAUUUUUUGAAUAAAAUGAGCUCAAACACUAUAUAGUUAUCUCCUUCCAUUAGCGAGAUAUUUCAAUUUGAAUAUAUUAAUAUACAGGGUGUGUCAAGUACUAUAAAUGUAAACAAUUAAAUAUCUCGAGAACGGUUAAAGAUAAAUGCUUGAUGUUUGGUAUUUUUGUAAUCGGGAAAAUAUUCUACAUCGAUUGAUCCGAGUUACAGUCAAAAAUUUUUUCAAAAAAAAGGAAAAUUUUCAAAAGCAUACCGUUAAAUAGAAAAUAAUUUUCUGAAUCAAACGAGCCCAAACACCAUAUAGUUAUCUCCUUCCAUUAGCGAGAUAUUUCAAUUUGAAUAUAUUAAUAUACAGGGUGUGUCAAGAAUAAUAAAAGCUAAUAUUUCAAAAACGGUUAAAAAUAAACAUAUUUCGAGUAUUUUUAGCUAUUUUUGAUACACCCUCUAAAAAUUCAAAAAAAAAAUCAUUUGUCAAUAUCUCCAAAACCGCCGAACCAAAGUAUAUCAUGUGACCCAUCAAAUUUCCUAAAAUUUCACGUACAAUCCGAAAAUUCAAUAAUAUACAGGGCGUCAUAUAUAAAGUAACAAAAUUAGCCCCCAGUGAUCAAUUUCAAUUUUGUUUUCUCACCCUAUACACCUAAAGGUAACCGACCAUACACCUUAAGCAGCCAAAAAAAUCAUCAAAUUAUACCUCUGCAAGGCAUCACAACAAACGGGUGUAAAUAGUUACAUUAAUACAAAAAAAAAAAACCGAACCCGCCCUGUAUAUUUUUGUAAAUUAAGAAAUUUAAUCUGAUUUUUAGGUUUAGGCGAUACAUUGUUUUCCCAUUUAUUUAUUUUAUUUUUUUGAAUUGUAUAUAGUCGAAUAAAAAAAUUGUAUUAUGUAUUAUGCUACAGGGUCGUUCAGUUACGGUGGGUCAAUUUUAAACUUACUGUGUGCAAUGAUGGAUUAUUAAUAAUUAUAAUAUACCGGGUGUAAAUAUGAAGAGUUUUUUAAUUUGGCCUAUCGGGGUUUUUUUUAAACGUCAUUUUGAUGAUUUUCCGUGGAAAUUUUAAGGGUGGAAGAGACGAUUUAAAAAAAAAAUAACCUGAUUUUCUUUUUUUUUUAAUUAUUGGCCCAAAGAAAUUAGUACAAAUUAAUUAAACAAAAAAAAAAAAGAAACGUAAACAAAAUUUUUUGCAGAGUUUUAUGCUGUGGGGGGGAUGGGGGGCACUAUAUAUAUAUAUAUACAGGGUGCGUCAAAGUUCACUCCCCCACACGUAAAUAAAGCAGCUUUGCGCCAUUUUGUCUGACAAAAGGUCGAGAGUGUUUUUUUUUCCUGAAUUUUGGCUACACACGGGGUCAUUUUAGUAAAGUAAGGGUGCCUUUAUAUAAUAUUUCGUUCUUUAUUAACUGGGGGCAUUUUUCAAACGAUUUUGUGCCAAAAAAUUGACAGCAGUUAAAUAUACAGAGUGUGUCCCUCGUAUAUUUUUUUUUGUAUGAAAAUCAGUUGUUAAUUUUUCUCCUCAUAAUAAACUUUAUAUAUUAUGUGUAUACAUACAUGCAAUUGUUUCUUUUUUAAUUAAUUAAUAAAUACUUUUUAUAUAGUGUUCAAAAAUGCCUCCAUAUCGCGUUUGGUAUGGAAAACAGACAUAUUGAGCCUGAGUUGCAGAUCUCAGUUUUCUGCAAUUAAAUUAUUAAUUUUAAGGUUAUAUUGUUCGAUUAUAAUUUUUUUUUUAUGAUUGUGGUUUUAUGCCUUUAUUUAUAUAUGGCGGUGGAUGUUUCCGGACUGUGGGAAAGCUGUCAUUAAAAAAAAAAACAUUUUUUAGGGUGAAAGUUUGUUAUUUUUAAUGGGACACCCUGUAUUUUAUGGCAUUUUCGGAUUCUGCGUGAAAUUUCAUGAAAUUUGAGGGGUCACUCGGUAUACUUUGGUCAAAGGGUUCUCGAGAUAUAAACAAUUGAAAAUCGUUGCUUUUUCAACUUCCAGAGGUUCUCAAACAAAGACUAUUGAACUUACAGAAAAAUGGUUUUCAUAUUCUUAAUUAAAAUCGCCGAAAUUAUGAGAUUUCGCUUGUUUUGGUGAAAAUCAAGGUCAUCUGUCAAAAAAAGAAGCAAUUUUCAACUGUUUCUAUCUCAAAAACUAUUGGAGUAAACCAUGUCGAGUGACCCCUCAAAUUUCUUGAAAUUUGUCCAGGAAUCCAAGAAUGAAAUAAUAUAUAGGGUGUCCCGUUUGAAAUAAGCAAGUUUCGGACCAAAUUAGACUAAAAUUGUUGGAAAAUCCAUUAUUUUUAUUGGGACAGUAUAUAUUUUAUUAAAUUUUUAGAAUCUCUGUAAAAUUUCAAGAAAUUUGAGGGGUCACUCGGUAUACUUUGGUCAAAGGGUUCUCAAGAUCUAAACAAUUGAAAAUCGUUGCUUUUUCAACUUCCAGAGGUUCUCAAACAAAGACUAUUCAAUUUACAGAAAAAUGGUUUUCAUAUUCUGAAUUAAAAUCAUCAAAAUUAUGAGAUUUCGUUUGUUUUGGUGAAAAUCAAGGUCAUCUGUCAAAAAAAAAGAAGCAAUUUUCAACUGUUUCUAUCUCAAAAACUAUUGGAGUAAACUAUGUCGAGUGACCCCUCAAAUUUCUUGAAAUUUGUCCAGGAAUCCAAGGAUGAAAUAAUUCAUAGGGUGUCCCACUUGAAAUAAGCAAGUUUCCGACCAAAAUUAGACUUAAAUUGUUGGAAAAUCCAUUAUUUUUAUUGGGACGGUAUAUAUUUUAUUACAUUUUUAGAAUCUCUGUAAAAUUUCAAGAAAUUUGAGGGGUCACUCGGUAUACUUUGGUCAAAGGGUUCUCGAGAUAUAAACAAUUGAAAAUCGUUGCUUUGUCAACUUCCAGAGGCUCUCAAACAAAGACUAUUCAACUUACAGGAAAAUGGUUUUCAUAUUCUGAAUUAAAAUCGCCGAAAUUAUGAGAUUUCGCUUGUUUUGGUGAAAAUGUCAAAAUCAAGGUCAUCUGUCAAAAAAAGGUGCAAUUUUUAACUGUUUCUAUCUCAAAAACUAUUGGAGUAAACCAUGUCGAGUGACCCCUCAAAUUUCUUGAAAUUUGUCCAGGAAUCCAAGGAUGAAAUAAUAUAUAGGGUGUCCCACUUCAAAUAAGCAAGUUUCGGACCAAAUUAGACUUAAAUUGUUGGAAAAUUUAUUAUUUUUAUUGGGACAGUAUAUAUUUUAUUACAUUUUUAGAAUCUCUGUAAAAUUUCAAGAAAUUUGAGGGGUCACUCGGUAUACUUUGGUCAAAGGGUUCUCGAGAUAUAAACAAUUGAAAAAUCGUUGCUUUUUCAACUUCCAGAGGUUCUCAAACAAAGACUAUUCAACUUACAGAAAAAUGGUUUUCAUAUUCUUAAUUAAAAUUGCCAAAAUUAUGUGAUUUCGUUUGUUUUGGUGAAAAUUAAGGUCAUAAAAAAAGAAGCAAUUUUCAACUGUUUCUAUCUCAAAAACUAUUGGAGUAAACUAUGUCGAGUGACCCCUCAAAUUUCUUGAAAUUUGUCCAGGAAUCCAGGAAUGAAAUAAUAUAUAGGGUGUCCCAUUUGUAAUAAGCAAGUUUCGGACCAAAAUUAGACUUAAAUUGUUGGAAAAUUCAUUAUUUUUAUUGGAACGGUAUAUAUUUUAUUACAUUUUUAGAAUCUCUGUAAAAUUUCAAGAAAUUUGAGGGGUCACUCGGUAUACUUUGGUCAAAGGGUUCUCGAGAUAUAAACAAUUGAAAAUCGUUGCUUUUUCAACUUCCAGAGGCUCUCAAACAAAGACUAAUCAACUUACAGGAAAAUGGUUUUCAUAUUCUGAAUUAAAAUCGCCGAAAUUAUGAGAUUUCGCUUGUUUUGGUGAAAAUUAAGGCCAUCUGUAAAAAAAAAAAGCAAUUUUCAAAUGUUUCUAUCUCAAAAACUAUUGGAGUAAACCAUGUCGAGUGACCCCUCAAAUUUCUUGAAAUUUGUCCAGGAAUCCAAGAAUGAAAUAAUAUAUAGGGUGUCCCACUUGAAAUAAGCAAGUUUCGGACCAAAAUUAGACUUAAAUUGUUGGAAAAUCCAUUAUUUUUAUUGGGACGGUAUCUAUUUUAUUACAUUUUUAGAAUCUCUGUAAAAUUUCAUGAAAUUUGAGGGGUCACUCGGUAUAAUUUGGACAAAGCGUUUCUGAGAUAUAAACAAUUGAAAAUCGCCUCCUAUUUAAAUGCCAGAGGUUCUCAACCCUGAAAUAAUUGAUAUAGAAGAAAACGGUUUUCAAAUUUUUGUUUAAUUUGUUCAAAAUUAUCGGUUUCACUCAUUUUAGUAAAUAUGUCAAAGUCAAGGUCAUCUGUCAAAAAAGGAAGCGAUUUUCAACUAUUUCUAUCUCAAAAUCUAUUCAAGCAAACUAUACCGAGUGACCCCUCAAAUUUCUCGAAAUUUUAUCAAGAAUCUGAAAAUGAAAUAAUAUAUAGGAGUUCCCGUUUGAAAAAAUCUAUUUUCUGCCCAAAAGGUUGUUAUUUGUAUUGGGACACCCUAUAUUUUAUGACAUUUUUAGAAUCUCUGUAAAAUUUUAUGAAAUUUGAGGGGUCACUCGGUAUACUUUGGUCCAAGAGUUUUUGAGAUAUAAACAAUUGAAAAUCGACUCUUUCAACUUUCAGAGGUUCUCAAACGUAUAGUAUUUGAUAUAGAGAAAAAUGGUUUUCAAAUUUUUGUUUAAUUUGUUCAAAAUUAUUGGUUUCACUAAUUUUAGUAAAUAUGUCAAAAUCAAGGUCAUCUGUCAAAAAAGGAAGCGAUUUUCAACUGUUUCUAUCUCAAAAUAUAUUCAAGCAAACUAUAUCGAGUGACCCCUCAAAUUUCAUGAAAUUUUGCAUAGAUUCUAAAAAUUUAAUAAAAUAUAGUGUUUUCCAUUAAAAAAAUCAUUUUUUUGCCUAAUAUCCGUUAUUUUUGUCGAGACACCCUAUAUUUUAUUUUAUUUUUAGAUUCUAUAUAAAAUUUCAUGAAAUUUAAGGGGUCACUCGAUAUACUUCGAUCAAACAGUUUUUAAGAUAGAAACACUUGAAAAUCUCCUCUUAUUUAAAUUCCAGACAACGACUACCAUUCAACAUAAAGAAAAAUUCUUUUUACAUUUUUAUUUAAAUUUAUGAACAUUUACUCAAAAAUGUCAAAUUCGGCCUGUCAAAAAAAAACUUCAACUGUUCAUAUCUUAAAAACUACUUAAGCAAACUAUGUCGAGUGACCCCUCAAAUUUCUCGAAAUUUCACCAAGAAUCCCAAAAUUCAAUAAUAUACAGGGUGUACCAUUAAAGAAAAUGCCCAAUUUAACUUUGAAAGUUUUCCCACAAUCCCUCCCACUGCGCAUAAAUGGUUAAAUAAACAGGGUCUUCCCCCGUAUAUUUAACCAUAAAAAUUGAAUAUUAAGGCCUUAGACAAUUAUUUGUAAAAAAAUACACAUUUUGAGAUAUAAAAGAAAAAUACAAAAAAAAAACUUAACAUCUGUGAUGUAUUAUGAUAUGAUCUCAAAAUAAGAAAGAGAAAAUAUAUAUUAAUAUAUUUGCUUAGGAAUUUUUUUGACGUCCCCCUGUAUUUAUUAAUAUACAGGGUUGAGGUGUAUAAGCACUGGUUAAAAUCGCAUACGAGGGGCGUCAAAAAGUUCCUUGAAUAAUAGUUAUUUAACGAGCGGUUAGGAUUAAUAAUAAUGAAUUACAUUUAGGAUUAAUUAAUUAUUAUUGUACAUUUGUUGUAAAAAAAAAAAUGAAUAACAAUUUUAAAGUAUAUGUGGAGCUUGAAUAAUAAAGGCUUCCUUUUGUUAGUGUA